GUAUAUAUAAGACGAAGGAAACAGAAGGGAAACAAGAAUACGCCGAGCGGCUUGGGAUGAGACGAUCGGUCGAUCACGUCCGGCACUGCCUAAGGUGACACGUGCCGAUGAUGAUGAUGAUGGUGUCGUCACCGUCAAAGAACGCCGAAAAAAGUGGGGGCCGGGGUGCUGUGGGGGGCCUUUCCUCUGACUUUGCCGGAUGCGAAUCAGCGAACGGUGUUGAGAUUUUUAAAGACAACCGGGACAUUUCAUGGACUUGCCAGAAAGCGGGACAGUGGGCGUCCCGCCCGAUGAGCCUAAAGCGGGACGUCUGUUCAGUAAGCCCGGUGGGUACCAAAUCUUGUGGAGUAUGGACAGGUUCACCAUAUUUUCGCCCAAAUCACGUCGUCUGGCCGUCCUCACUGGGCGUAACUGUAGUUCGCACGUGCAUUGGUCACCUCCCCCAGCGAGCCUCUCUUUUGAUUGGCUGCCUGGCCAAAAGGUGUAUGCUAAUGAAUGAGCCCGAGAUGUGAGCGGUUGAUGAAGUCAAAACAUGAUGCCUUGUCCGCCCUUGGGGAGGAGGCGCUAGUUGCCUGCCUGACCAGUCCUCGCUUUGUCCUCAGCCAGGCAUCGUCCACAUUUACUCGCGGUACCUCCGGGUCUGGCGGCAAACAACUGCCAACUUCUGUCUGACCGACCAACAACUGAACAACUGUCGUUAAUUUGAUUUUUUUUUUCUCAAGAAUCGGGAAGGAACUGCUGCGGUAGGAUAAAAAUGAUGGCUCAGUCAUCGGCCUGUAGGCUUCUGCUUCUCUUCUUCACCGUCGUCUCGGCUGUCUCCUGCAUCGUCAGCGCGCGCAGCAUCGACUUCAACCCCCUAAUGCACCCAGAUGCUGGUCUCGACGAGGAACCCGACAAGCUUCUGCGACUGGCAAAGGACCUGCCCCACGCCGUGCCUGACCAGUCAUCUGCCUCUGAGACAAGAGGAGAGCUGCUGGAAAGGCUUCUGCGCUCCUACAACAUCCCCGAGUACCGUGGGCAUGAGAGUCACCUCAGCAGCGAGUUCGCCGACCAGAGUUGUAUUCCCAUCUGUCCGCCCAGCUCCCUGCACUAGGACGACAGCCUUGAAUGAAGCAGACGUCGCUUUUUCAGAGUGAAGACUAGCAUGUUCCACGGACUAAUCACAUCAGGAGAACAUUCCUGCACCACACAAGAGAUACCAAAGACAGACUGCUAAAGAAAAUAACACCAAACCAAAUAGAUGUUCAGACGAUAAAUAUCUAAAAAUCUACAACUAUGUACAUCUGUAAUUUUGGAACGAUGCUGCUGUGUCACAGUACUAGCUCCCAUUAUAAUCUAAUUUAUACGGAACUCGUGGAACCUAAGUGAAACAUUCAAUCUCUGCUGAUAUUUUAUUACGAGUAAAUUAAGCGUCUUGUGGUCAAUGUUCGGGAGCGGUCUGUGUGAAAACUGCCGAUGUCUGCAAAGAAAUUCGAGCAAGCUGUAAAAUAGCGAUCGAAAUGAAAAUAAUUUGUUUCAACAAA
Messenger RNA from Pomacea canaliculata, 1523 nucleotides. RefSeq lists its product as uncharacterized. Lineage: Eukaryota; Metazoa; Mollusca; Gastropoda; Architaenioglossa; Ampullariidae. The record is from RefSeq and is a predicted model, not a curated record. The transcript is spliced from 4 exons. The coding region runs from base 755 to 1093 and encodes 112 amino acids.